AUGUCGGCCAUCCUGUCCAAGUUCGAGAGUGCCUUGGCACAUCGCUCCUCCAAGGAUGGUCUUACUGAUGCCGAGGUCAGCUUGGCUCUUGGUGUCCCGCCCUCCCCUCUCUCUUCACACGUGCCAGGAGUCAUCACCACCGCGCGAGAUGUAGUCCACACAGUCACCAAGUCCGUCUUUGAUGGAACAGCAUUGCGGAACAUCACUGCCCUCGUGCAGCUCUCUGGUCAGCUGUUUGCCCCUGGUGCGCCUUUGGACGAUCGCAAAUACCUCCUCGAGAGAGUGGUGCAACUACUGGCAGACACGAAUGGCAGCAUCGCAUCCACCCUGGUUGGCAACCAGCUUGUAGCCACCCUCUUCGCCGACCUUCAACACCCUCCAGUCACAAUCAUGGGCCGCGAAAACGAGUUCCGCUCUGUCGAUGGCUCGGGCAACAACCCAUACCAGCCCACUCUUGGAGCCGCACGCACACCGUACGCGAGGAACGCGCAAAGAAAGGCACCCCUUGUCACGCCUGAUGCGGGCAUCGUCUUUGACACGCUUCUUGCACGCAAGGGCUUCAAAUCUCACCCGCAAGGUAUUGCUAGCCUUCUCUUCUCGAUGGCAAACCUCAUUAUCCACGAUGCGUUCCGCACCUCACCAAAGGACGCCCAAGUCAACCUUAACAGCAGCUAUCUCGACAUGCAGUGGCUGUACGGCAACGACGAGCAAAGCCAAAAGUCGAUCCGCACUUUCUCACAAGGCAUGAUCUUCCCCGACACAAUUGCGGACAUGCGUCUCGCGCUUAUGACCCCAUCUUCGACGGCCUUGGCAAUGAUGUUUGCGCGCAAUCACAACUUCAUAGCAAAGAAGCUUUGGCAGCUCGACGAAGGUGAUCGCCUCAAGAACAUGGCUGGUGACAAGGAGCGCGACUACGACAAUUUCCACCGUGCUCGUCUCGUCAACUGCGGCUUCUACGUCAACGUCAUCCUCAGAGACUAUAUUCCAGCUAUCCUGGCUCUUCAAGGCAACGAGUGGUAUCUGAACCCUCUGGAGGACAUUCGUGGGCUCGACGGGGCCCGCGUUCCUCGUGCCACCGGCAACCAGGUGGCCAGCGAAUUUGUGAGUGAACGAGCGUCUACGCUGAUGUAGCGUCCUUGCUGAGCUAUCGUCUGCCUGUCAAUUCCAGAACAUCCUCUACCGCUGGCACUGCACUACCUCCAUGGAGGAUGAGAAAUGGCUCAAUGACACUUUUAUCAAAAUGUUCCCCAACAAAUACGCUGAUGAGGUGACGGUGGCUGACUUCCGCGAUGGUGCCCAUAGUAAGUACAAGGUGCUCGACAACUCAUCCGCACGCCAAGCAACAGUCUUACCGAGCAUUCCUUCGGUUUGGCAGAUCUCGCCAAGAAACUUGGUUCCGAUCCCCCAAAGUGGGAGCUGCACGGAUGGGAGCGCGACUCUCAGGGCAAAUUUGACGACAGCGUCUUGGCCAAGACGCUUCAAGAUGCUACUGAAGAAGUCGCCGGAGCCUUCCGAGCUCGAGGAGUCCCCGAGUGGAUGCGCGUCAUCGACAUCCUGGGUAUGAAUCAAGCUCGCGAGCAGGGACUUUGCACCCUCAACGAGUUCCGCGCCAGUCUGGGCCUCACUCGCCUGGCCAACUUCGCCGAGUGGAAUUCCGAUCCCGAAGUUCAAAAAGCCGCGGAGAAGCUGUACGGCCACAUCGACCAGCUCGAGCUCUUCCCUGGCCUCUUGGCAGAGGAGCCUAAGCCCGCACAGCCCGCCAGCGGACUUUGCCCCGGUCACACGAUCAGCAGAGCUAUCCUGAGUGACGCAGCUUCUCUUAUCCGUGGCGAUCGUUUCUACACCAGCGACUUCACCUCUAGCGCUUUGACCACUUGGGGCUUCCAGUACGCCACUCAGCCUCAGGCCGGCUCUCAGGGAGUCGUGGCCAAAAUGCUGUUCAAUUGUCUACCGACUGAGUAUGCAACGUCCAACUCCACCUUUGCGCUUUACCCCUUUAUGACACCUCCCGCGAUGCUCAAGGUUCUAGAAGGUUAUGGCAAAGCUGAUGAGUACACCAUCCAGCGUCCAGGUCGCUCGUCCAAAUGGCAUGGCACCACCACUUGGCACGGCGCUCACUCUGUCUUCAUGAACACCAAAUCUGGCCACUGCCCUUACGCACCUCGCAUCGCCAACUGCUCCCAGAGCAACGACGCCGUCUUUGUUAUGGGAGUCAACGAUCGCAAAGAGCACGCGCCUCAAAGAGAAGCUCUUGACCAGCUCUUCUUCGGCAACGACUUUAAGAGAAAGACGGCUGCUUUCCUCGAACAGAAGACCAAAGAGCUGCUGGUCGAAAAGUCCAUCCAAGCGGGCAACAAGACGUCGCUGGUUGAUAUUGUUGCAGACGUUACUAUUCUCAGCUUCACCGCUUGGGCAGCCGAUCACUGGGCGAUUCCUCUUCGCGAACAGCUGCCUGGUGCUCCGACUCUGCAAGAGCUUUACAUUGCUUUGGCCACCCAAUUUGCUCACGGUGAGUCAAUCUUGUCGCACCGCCACUCACAUGGUCUGUGCUGAUCUUGAGCUCUGGUCUCACUCUUCUCAACAGUGUUCUGUAACUUUGACUUUAUGGCUGGCGUGCAGGCGCAGCUUCGCGCCGGUGCGCAAAAGUCUGGUGCGCUAAUCGAAAAGAUUGUUGGUGCUCGCAUGUGGACCAUCAAUACUCCAGUCGUCAAGAAUGUGCUGCCUUUUGUGCAGCACUUUACCUCGCUCUUCGGCCCUCGUGGCGAAAAUCUCGUCGAGCCUUCGAAGAGCUCUGUGGAGUUUUACCGCGCGGCUUGGGCCAGCAGUGGCGAUCAGACUUCCGAUCAUUUCAAGUCGGUAGUCACUAAGGUGCACGGUCUCAUGAUCUCGUCGAUCGCCACACAGACGCAGCAAGCUGCUCUCAUCCUCGAGGUGUUCCUACGCCCUGAGCACGACAAGCAUCUCAAACGCCUCCACGAGCUGGCCAAUGGACAAUGGACCGCGUCUGACGAGCAAGAGUUCGUCGGUUAUUUGUGGGAGGGAAUGCGUCUCAACCCACAAGCUCCUGUUUGCCCACGCACAGCGGUGGACGACUUCUCCAUCCGCGACGGAGAGGACGAAAUCCGUGUCAAGAAGGGUGACAGCAUCUUCGUCGGUCAGAAGGCGGCAAACUACGAUGCUAGCGUCUUUCCUAACCCAAAGGAAAUUGAUCCCUUCCGUCCCAAUCGCGAGUCUUACAUGCUUUUCGGCGUCGGCAUGCACCGAUGCCUAGGUGAAGGCCUCCUGGACACCUCUCUGGCCGCUGUCCUCAAGCCUAUUUUCGCUUUGCCCAACCUUCGCACUGCCCCUGGGCCGACUGGUCGUUUCAGCAAGUCAUCGAUGACUCUUCCGGGAGGCACUGAAGUCUACACCUACCAGCUCUUUGGAGCCGACUGGCCUUUCCCAACCUCGCUGCAGGUACUUUACGGUGCGCCCGCCCCAGCCCCAGCAAUCAACCUUCCCGAGCGCACCGCCAGUCAGGCAAGUCUCAUCAGCGACUCUACGCACGGACACAAGCGCAACUUUGCCAGCGAGGCAACUAGCAUUGGAAGCAGCUUCUCUGGCCAUGCUUCAUUGAGCUCUCUUGGCGAUCUUGCCACCCCUGCUUCUGAGAAGCAAAAAGGCUCGCCAGACGCCGUGAACACUGAUCUCCCUUCGCAGUAA
Molecule: messenger RNA, 3702 nt
Organism: Ceraceosorus bombacis
Lineage: Eukaryota; Fungi; Basidiomycota; Exobasidiomycetes; Ceraceosorales; Ceraceosoraceae
Source: the annotation of a GenBank genome assembly